This is a messenger RNA of Cuscuta europaea, 2089 nucleotides long. NCBI's taxonomy places the organism in Eukaryota, Viridiplantae, Streptophyta, Magnoliopsida, Solanales, Convolvulaceae. The record is from the annotation of a GenBank genome assembly.
UUUAUAUUCUACUGCUAGUCUGUCUUCAUUCGGAGAAUCGGAGGUAAUCGUCUGGAAUUUAUUUUAAACCGACGGUCAGAGCUAUAGCUACUAGUCAGUCCACCACCAUCAUCAUCAGACCCCCCAAUUUAAGCCCCUGCCUGCUUUGAGGUCCCCUAGCUCAUUAUCUACCACAAUCUUGAUCCUUCUGGGUGUUGAUUCUAACCUUCUUUUACAAGAAAGGAAUUGGUAUGUUUCUGCAAAAGCACCUUCUUUUUUACCUAUCUAUUGGCUAUUCUUGGUCAGACUUUAGGGUGGUGUGAUCCUCACAUUGUCUGUGCAAUUCAAACAAGAUUCUAAGCCUCGUUUGGAUCAAGAUGUGUUUUGAAAAUCGUGAAAAUUGCAAUCAUGGCCUGCGCUGCGCCUAAUAAUAAUAAUCAUAAUAAUAGUAUAAAACGCCAGAGAAAGGGAAUCUGCUUUCUCUUUACUUCAUCUGGUGAGCUGUGACUACUUGUACCUUUUCGUUUCUUCGUUGCCUACUUUAUGCCCUCUUUGAAAGUUUCUUACUUUUUUCUUUCAUGAGAUUAGACUAGAUCCAAGGGUUCUUGAAGCUCCUACGCAAGCUUAGAUUUUAUGCCUGUUGCAUUGGAUUUUCCCCUUUUCCAUUUCUUUAAUUCACCCUCUAAUAAUAAUAAGCUUAGAUAAUAAAGCUGCCAAUUUACUUUGUUCCUUGUUGAGUCCUCAAGGUAUUACCAGCUGUCUUUCUUUUUGGUCAAACCCAUUUUACCUUUUUCUUAUAUAUAUAUACAUAGUUCCUUGAUCUUGAUUUUCCCAGCAGAAGAUUGGGACUUUACCCUUUUGAAGGUGCACGGAGUGAAAUCCGCAAUUUUCGGGGUUUUUUGUUUGAGAAAUGGAUACAGAGGAUGAUGGUGAGAUGGGGCUCCGACCCACUUACGGGCCACCCACUGGGAUAGACCCGUUACCAUUUUGGGACCCUAUUGUGAACCAGAAUUUGCAGUACCCGGGUGUGCUCGAUAAUCACCUUGAUAUGGUUCACAAGGUUCCAGCUUUCUGCAAUGGAGGCUUCACUGGUUCUUCUGGCCUAUCAGAUUGUCACUUAAAUUAUGAUCUUUUGCCUAAUGCAAGGAAGAGAAGACCAUCAGAUUGUGUUCCUCCUUCAAAUGCCAGUAAGAAUGUUGAGUCAAAAGACCAUUUGGGAGUCUGCUCAGAACAAGAUGAACAUAAUUCUAGUUUGAGGAGUAAACAAGGGGGCAAACAAGUCAUUAAGGAUAAUAAUUCCAGCAGUGGAGAACCUCCCAAAGAAAAUUAUGUGCAUGUCAGGGCUAAACGUGGGCAGGCGACUAACAGCCACAGCCUUGCUGAAAGGGUGAGAAGGGAGAGAAUUAGUGAAAGAAUGAGACUGCUUCAAGAACUAGUCCCAGGCUGUAAUAAGAUCACUGGGAAGGCAGUUAUGCUUGAUGAGAUUAUCAACUAUGUGCAAUCACUCCAGCAACAAGUUGAGUUUCUGUCAAUGAAACUUGCAACUGUGAAUCCAGAGGUGAACCUUGACAUGGAAAGAGUAUUAUCCAAGGACAUUCUUCACACGCAUGGCAUAAAUAGCGGAGCUCUUCAUGGACCUCCUGGUCAAGGAUUCAACUCAUCACUUCCUUUCCCUGGCAGCGGUAUUCCACCGGGAACGUAUAGCAGUCUCCCUAACACAGCACCAUUUCACACACUGCAGCAGAACGUGUGGGAAAACGAUGUUCAGAAUACCCUGCGGAUGGGAUUUGAUUCUAAUUCUUGUAUGAACAAUAUGGGGACCAAAUGGUGACCAUUUAUAGGGACUAAAAUGAUCACUUCUACCAUUCAGUUUACAGCUUAGGCUGCUGAGUUUAAUUUGCUUCACAUGGACAAGAAAUUAGCAAAAGAUAAUUAUUUUCAUAGCUGUAUAGGCGGUUGUUUAGCUCCUAACUUUUUUGUUCUUCGAAUUUUAGUAGAAGAAAUGACACUGUUUCAAUCUUUAUAAUUAAUUAAUCUCCAGUAUAUGUGUUAAGCUUUAUCGCGAUUUUUGAGGAACUUUAGUAUUAUUAUAUACUCCGUACAUUUACAU